UUUGAUUAGACCCCAAUUAAAAAAAAAAUCAAAACCGUGUUUGCCUUCUGCCCUGAGAGCUCCAUUUACAAGGCUUGAAGAGGCAAACCUUUCUUUCCCCUAUACUGAAAAGGGAUUUUCCCCCUCAUUGCUCAGAAGCCCCCCCUCCUCCCGGAUAGAGCCCUAAGAACUUCAUUGGAGGCUUCUGAUUGGUUGGGGCUUUGCUCUGGAAGCCCCCCUCCUCCCCUUCCCACCGGCUCUGGGUUGAGAGAGUUGAUCCAGGCUGAACCCGCCCCUUUGGAAAAGAAAAUUUCUUUCAGGGUGCCCUGUGCCAUCGGAGAGAGGCUGAUGGUGUGGGGCUCCCUUGGGCUGGUGGCGGUGCUGGUGCCCAUGGGGCUCCUCGGUCUGGUCCUGCCCUGGGCGCUGGUGGCAGUGACUUUGGGGGAAAUACCGGAUUCGCUGGUGAGGCAGGCGGCCUCCUGCCUGACGGCGUGCACAGGGUCAGCUGAUCCCCACCUCCCUGUGGGCACCAGAUACACCUAUCACUUUUCCACCAACACCAGUACUGGCCUGCAGGGGGACCCAGUGGAGAGGGGUGGCCUUGGCCUCCAAGGCUUGGUCAUGGUCGAUGUGCUUGGCCCGUGCCAGAUGGCCUUAUGGCUCCAAGACUUCCAGGCGACAUCCAUCCUGGGGCCCAAGGUGGCAGCUCUGAAGGAGUCGGAGAACUUAAGUACCAUCCUGAGCCGCAGCCCGCUGCCCUUUGUCCUGCGGGCCGGGCGCGUGGCCCACCUGUGUCCCCGCCGUGCAGAGCCCCGCUGGGCGCUGAAUGUGAAGCGUGGGGUGCUGAGCCUCCUGCAGGGUCUCCCUGGAGCCAGUGACCCCCAGAUCCUUGAGGAGGUGGACGUCCUGGGCAGGUGUCCCACCACGUACCGGCCACAGGGUGACCAGCUGCGCAAGACCAAGGACCUGGCGCGCUGCUCCCUUCGCCAAGUGCGCUCCUCCCUGCGUGCCCAGGCCCUGCCCGGGGAGGAGGCCGGCCUGGCCUCCCGCCUGACCUGCCUCCAGAGUUUCCAGGCUGGCGUGCUGAGGGAGGCCUCCUGCACGGAGCUGCACACCCUGGGGCCCCUCUCUGAGAAGGCAAGUGCUGUGCAGAUGCGGACGCUUUCCUCGCUCACCCUGCUGCGUGAGAUGUCCCUGGAUCCAGCUGUCACAGAUCCAGAUGAUGGAGAUGUGACUCCAAGCAGCCUGUUGUACGAAUGGGAGGAAACACAGUCUCAGGCUACAGUAGUCACAGCGGCCACAUUGGUGAGGAUGCUGUGCCUGGCUCAGACCACGAGUUUUGAGGCUGCAGAACUGUUCCUGACACUGGUGUCUGAGCUCCAGGGCCUCUCCCCAGAUGAGCUGUUGGCCCUGUGGCGACAAUCUUCCUUUAAAUGCCGGGACAACUGGCAGCCGCUGGUGGACGCCCUGCCCUCCUGUGGCACCGAGCCCUGUGUGGGCCUCAUGAAGGACCUCAUCGUGUCCGGGGAGGUGGAGGUGGACCAGACGGAAGCCUGGCUCUGGUCGCUGGCCUUCAUCCCGCAGCCCACGGAUGCCAUGGUCCACAUGCUGCUGCCGCUCCUGCACACCUCGGGGGCCAGCCCCACCGCCUUCCUUGGUAUCUCGGCCCUGGUGCACAACCUCUGUGCCUCCCUGGACGGGCCCUGUGGACAGCUGCCUGGUGUCGGCUCCCUCGUGAGGACCCUGGGACAGGCCUUGGGUGCCAACUGCACCUUCCAGGAGCCCUCGGACGCUGACCAGCUCCGGCUUGUGCUGAAGGCGAUUGGCAACGCGGGCCUGGCGGCCACAGCUCUCAGCCCCACACUGAGCACCUGCGCGUCUCAGAGGGGCUGCCCCCCUGAGGUCCGCCUGGGGGCCAUCCAGGCCUUCCGGAGGGUCCCCUGCUCUGCAAACCGAUCUGUGCUUUCCCGUCUCUACCAAAAUCCGGAGGAGGACGCUGAGAUCCGCAUCAACGCCUACCUGGCCCUGAUGAGAUGCCCUGGUGAAGAGGUGUUUGCCCAGGUGCGGCGCACCCAGGCAAGCGAGCAGUCCACCCAGGUGGGCUCCUUUGUGUGGAGUCACCUGAUGCAGCUGCUGGAAACUGAUGACCCUCUGAAGCGAGCUCUCCAGGAGGCCCUCCCUGAGGACAUCCUGAGCCAGGAGUUCCAGCCAGAGACCUGGAAACACUCAUCCUAUUCCGAUGUCACCUUCCGCUCAGUGUCUGGCAGUCUGGGAAUGAACCUGGAGCGGACCCUUCUCUUUUCUCCAGCCUCCUUUCUCCCCCGUUUUGCCAUGACUAACCUGACCAUCCAUGCCCUAGGUCAUGGCUUCAACCUCCUGGAGCUUGGCCUCCGCCUGGAAAAUGCAGAGAAAAUCAUCCACAGGCUGUUGGGCGGGAAGUCAUUGUGGGGGCAGGAAGAGGAGAGAGAGGGCCAGCCGGAGAAGUCCUCAGAGCCAGACCCAGGGCCCUCAGCACAGGCAGCCAAACCUGACUGUCCAGAAGAAAGGUCCAGAAAGAUGAGAGACCUGCAGCAGAAGGUGGCCCGGAGGCGCGCGGAGCGGCGGGCGCUGCGGUGUGAGCUGAGUGUGAAGGUGUUCGGGCACGAGCUGAGCUAUGUGAACUGCGGGGUGAUGGGGAGCCACGUGAAACGCCAGUCCUUGCACCUGGCCGAGCUGGCAGCCAAACUCCUGAAGGGACAGGAGGUACAGGUGAACCGGAGGCUGAACCUGGCCACGCAGGAGCUCACCUUCCCCACCGUGUCUGGCCUUCCAGCCCGGCUGACCCUAAAUGCCUCGGCUGCCAUCGGCGUCCGAGUCCGGGGGACUGCCGACUUCCAGCAGCACCUGGAUUUCUCCGUGAAUGGUUAUGUCAAGCCCAGUGCCCUGCUCCAGAUCUCAGCGCAGAUGGGCACAGUGGGCACCCUGGGGCAGGCCGGGCUGCGGUGGGUGACCAGCGUCCGUGGCACUGCCAGCCUGGAUGGUGGGAUUGAGGCGAGGAAGGGCCGGGACCUCCACGUGCACCUGAACACCCCCGAGGAGGCUGUGGAGCUGCUCAGCUUCAGCUCCAAGCUGUAUCUCGUCACUGGGGAUGGCGUGAGGAGCCUCAGUGAUGUUCACAGCCCUUCUGGGGCCCAGUCCUGUACUGACGAGAAAGCGUCCCACACCUGGGGCUGGCAGCUGUGCACAGAAGUCACCUGGCCGGCAGCUGGCCAGCCCUACCUGCUCUCAGGGCCUGUGUCUGCGGCUGUGACACUGAAGAAGCAGGAUCGGGGCCUCCAGCGAUACCUUCUGGAAGCUGCCUAUACCUUCCACCCCCAGAAGGACAGCUGGCUCCCUCUGGAAGCUUCAGCUCACCUCUUCAUGGGCACGCCCGAGUCAGACGUGCCCAGGGAUGUCGGGGUAGACGUGAGCUACAGUGCACCCCAGGGGAAGUUCCGGCUCAAGCUUCAGCAUCCCAGGAAGAAAGUGCAGCUGGAUGGAAAGAUCGAGACUCUCCAGAGUACCCGCGUCGGUCACCUGGAGCUGAUUCUGGAUGACAGGGACGUCUACUACAUCAAGGGACGGAGUGACCUGUGGCCAGCAGCUGGCAGUGAGGCCCAGCUGUUUGAGGCCCAGCUGGAGGUGAAACUGGUGACGGCGGGCAGCCCUGUGGUCCUCACUGGGAACCUCAGCCAGCAGGCGGGCAGCAAGUUGGCCUUCUCCGUCUCGCUGAGCAACCUGCUGAGCGACCAGGCCCACCUGUCAGUGCUGCUAGAGAGGAAGGCAGAGGAUGGGCUGCAGGUGGUGGCCCUGGGCGGCGAGCUGUCCGUGCCGGGUUCCAUGGGACUGCACAUCCUGGGCUCGCUGCAGCGGCACAGCCGCCUCUGGACCAGCUCCCUGAGGAUCAAGUACGGCCUCUUGGGUCAGGCGAGGCAGCUGGCACACGAGUGCAGCACCAGCCAGAAGCUGCGGGCGCACAGUGGCUCAGAGGGGGCCUAUGAGCUGGAGCUGGACCAUGAGCUCCACUGCACCCAGAUCCCAGCGCUCAGCCACAAGGCUCAGCUCCGGCACCAGGAGGGCUUGGGCCACCUACACUCACAAUUGGAGGUGAGCUACGGGGAGCACUGGAAUGAGAGCAGCAAUAAGAGGCGGCUCCGCGUCAGCCAGACCUUCCAGAACGACUCAGGCCCGGCCUUGAGCAAUUACUUCACGGAGUUUGUGCUACAGGUGACCGAGAGGCAGGUGGAUUACCGUCUGCAGAUGUAUCACUCGAGCCUUCGCCAGCCACACAUGGAGAGCAGCACACACCUGAAGGUGCAGUACAAUGGGCGGCUGCCCUUUGUGGCAGGCUUGCGGUGGAAGGACACGUCUCGAGCUACCCUGUGGAAGUGGGAAGGUGCUUUGAACCUGGAUAGUCCCUGGCUGAUGAUCUCUGUGGCUCACAGGCUGUACUGGCCUCACCGUCCCACAUUCCAGGCCAUCCUGGAGCUGACGCUGGGCAAGGCCUGGACCCUCAAGAACCUGGUGAUGAACGUGGCCUUCAGGGGCCAAGGCCUCGACAGGGAGGGCAAGAUUCACAUCUAUACCCCGGCCACCACUUACCUCCGGGUAUCCACGGUGAUGACCUUGGCACAGAGCCUCUUCCGCAGCCGGAGUGAAGUAGAAUCAGCCUGGAGUGCCACGGUGCAGAACGAGAUCCACGCAGAGAACAGCCAAGACCUUAAGAUAGUUCACUGCUGGUUGAAGGGCCCCCUGCGGGAGAUGAACUUGACUGCAGCCUACAGGCACACGGAGCAGCCCCGGAAGACCCACGUGUCGCUGACGGCUCUGGUGACUGGCACCAGGGGCCAGCCUCGGGGCCUGGAGUUGGACGGCAAGCUGGAGGAGGUGACUCGCGAUGGGAGGUUGUACCAGAAGCAGGGGACCUUCCUCCUCAGGCACCCCUUGCCUCUGCCCAUCCCGCAGAGCCUCCUCCUGCAGGAGACCUUCACGGCGGAUGGGCGCCACCAGCGAUGCUCCCUGGAAACCAGGCUUGUCCUGAAUGGCCGGGAGGAGACCCUGCAGACCGUAGUCCUGGGCUACCAGGCCGGACACCCCUACGUCUGCGCUGGCCUGACCCACCCGUACAAGAGCGAGGCCAUUCCCGGGAACGUGGAGGGGUGCGCCGUCGCCUGGAGUGAGCACGCCGCUAAGAACAGGGAGGUCGAGGCCACUUUGAAAGUCAACCAGAACGUCGUCCUGCACUUAAAGGGUCUGCACCAUGACCGAUCUCAGCAUGGGGAAAUCUGGCACAGCCUGGCCCUGGAUGCUGCACACUCCUCCCAGCUGAGGCUCCCACAGGCCCUGCAUUUGGAUGGGGACGUUGUCUUCAGACGGGGUCCUCGGGGAGCAUUUGACCGCAGGGUGGACACAAGGGCUGCCAUCAACCGCAACGUCACCUCCCAGGUCUCAAUCCAGCUGAACGGAUCUGACUCCCACUUGGCGUUCCUCUUCCAGCUCAGACAUCCCCACAGACCAGCAUUUCCUCCAGACUUCCAGGUACAGGUGGCUGCCCAACGAUACAAAGACCACACCCUCAGCGGCUCCCUGUCUAUGCACACCUCCAGCCAGGAGCUGCUUCUGCUGGAGGCCGACACCAGCCAGGACACCCAGAGACGCAGUCGAGGCUGGAGCAUGAAUGUCCUCCUCCACCAGGCAGUCCUCAGUGCCCCCCAGGCUGUCCAGCUGCAGCUGUCCAGCAAAGUGGCCCCAGCCAGGGUUUGGCUGUUUUAUAAGGCGCUGGUGGACCAGAACACGGCACAGCUUCUCCUCAAGGCUUCUGCGGAGCAGAGGGGAGGCCACGUCCUGACCCUGCAGAGCCAAGCCCAGCACACGGUGGCUGGUUGGACAGCUGUGCCCCACCUCCUGACCCUCAAGGGCAUGCUGAAGCAGAAGAAAACUCUUAGAGAGGGCACCAUCAAGGUCACAGCUGACUCAGCUGUGCUGGGCUUCCUCCUGCGGGACAAGCACGAAAAGACAGGGAACAGCACCAGCGUGCACAGUGUGACCUGUAUCCUCACCCAGAACAGCAGCCAGGCUUUGCCGAGAGAGCUCUGGCUGAGAGGGCAGCUGCAGGCCCAGACGGGGAGCCUUGGGGGCCAGGCCCGGCUCCGGGCCGAUGCGGCCAGCCUGGCUCUGGGUGGCAUCUGCACCUGGGGCUCUGGGCAUGGCCAGCUCUCAGGCCACCUAAGUCACAACAUCAGCACCUUGGGUGAGGCAGGACUCCCGUCGGAGGCAGAGAUGCACCUGUCACACACCCAUGUGGCCUCCAACCUCUCCGCGAGCCUGGCCCUGCGCAGUGCGUGGGGUCAGCUGGACGCCGCCCUCGGCCUGGACCGCCCGACCCCCGGCGCCCCGGGAGGCCUGCUCCGUGCCCGCCUGGCCCACAAGGUGCCCGGCCUCGGGCGCUGGGGCCUCCCCUCCUCCGUGGACGGCCGCGGCCACUUCCAGAGCGCGGGACACCGCGUGGAGGCCGGGCUGACGGCGAGCGCGGACGGGGAGCAGCUCCGCGUGGCCCUGGAGGCGAGGGCGCAGCGCGGCCACCACGGGCUGGCCCUGCGGCUGCAGCACGGCCUCUCGGCGCUGCUGGGCACCUGGCCUGCGCGACGCCAGGUCAACUGUACUGGAGACACCUCGCCCGCCCAGCUGUCAGGGCUCUGCUGGGGGGACUUUGCCAGGCAGCCUCUUGAGGCCUCUGUGGGUGCUCCCAGCAGCGGCUCCAGCUUGGAGCAUUCCGCACGCAUCUCGGUGGGGCCCACGUCCCUGAACUACUCCGUCAGCUGCUGUCACCGUGCUGGGCACCUGGAGCUUUCUGGCUGGAGCUCGCACAACAGCGUGACCUUGUUGCGGGCUGGGGUCCCGGGCCAGGCCGGCCUCAGUGCCAAGCUGCAGACACACGAGACCCAGACCCAGGCCAGUGUGGCCCUCCACGGAGGGGACGGUGGUGUGAGCGCAGACGUGGCUGCCCUGGCGGCCUGGCCCACGAACGGCACCCUGGAGCUGGUGGUGAACGCCAGCCACACGGCACCUGCCCUCCGGAGGCUGGGCCUGCCCUUUGCCAGCCAGCUCGUGUUCCAGAAGCUCUGGGCAGAGGGACGGGUGCGCUCUUCCCUACGGCUGACCUGUGACUCUCAAGCCAGCCUGGUCCUCGAUGUGCGUGGCCAGAGCCGGGCACUCAGCAAAGAGCUGCAGCUCUGGGGCCAGCACCACCUCCCCGGCCUCCUGGGCCGCUGCCCCAGCAGAGCCUCAGCCGCCGCCAAGCUGCAGUACUCGGAGCAUGAGGCCCAGGGCACGAUUUCCUUGGCGGUGGAGGAGCAUCGUCUCCACGUGGGCAGCAGGCUGGCGACUGCGAAGGCCCGCGUCACCAGCAUCAUCAGGCUGGAACAGACCUUCCCCCAGUUCGGCGCCUUUCCCAGGGAACUGGUCCUGCAGACCUCAUAUGAGAGAGCCCACGGGGCCCACGCCCUGCACCAGACGGUUCUGUGGGACAACCAGGAGGUGGUCCUCAACGGGGGCCUCUCUGGGCCCUUCCCCAGGCUCGCGGGGAACCUCAGCCUGCAGGCGGAGCUCGCCCACCCGCCGUGGCACAGCGGCCUCCGCCUGUCCUGCGAGCAUUCACGACGCAGACAUCGGGACGACCUGGUUGUGCGCUGGGAUGACAAGGACCAGGUGGUGGUCUCCUCCUCUCUGCUCUUGGGGAAGGGCCAGCUGGCCGCCCGCCUGGCCCUGGCUCAGCCCUUCAACCUGUCCUGGUGGCGCAUGGAGGCUGGCGGCCUUGCUGAGCGCAGGGGCGGCAAGCAGAGCCGGCAGGUCCAGCUGGCCUGGGAUGGAGGGCAGCCGGUGACCUUGCACCUGACCUGGACCGACAGGUCCUCGCAGCGCAGCAGCACCUGGGACGGCUGCCUGGCCGCCUCCCCGGGACAGCUCCAGGAAACAUGGGGCCUGAGUGCCCUCAAGGCCUGUGGGGCCUUAACACACACCCCGGCCGUGUUCAGCGAGCAGCUCGACCUGUCCUGGGACCGACGCAGGGUGCGGCACAACCUGACCUACGAGAGGCAUUGGCCGUCCCAGCCAGACAGGAUCCACGCCGAGGCCGUGCUAGAGCACAUCUUCACCACCUCCUGCACCACACACAGCUUCCGGGGAGAAGUGGACACCGACUACACCCACUGGCUGCGCCAUUCCCUGCAGCUGGGGCUCUGCGACCUGCCCAGGGCUCUCUCAGUCUCCGGGGAGCACACCCUGGGCCACAGGGAGCUCCUGCUGCAUUCCCACUGCCAGCUGGGCCUCACCCCGGACCCAGACCAUGGCCUGCAGCUCAGCCUGACGCUCCGCAACCACAGCAAGCCUCGGACACCAGACUUCUCCGGGGAGCUGGAGAUCCUCAGCCCCAAGGCUCAGCGCCUUGGCCUGCGGGGCCGCGUCUCUACCUCAGCUUCUCGGUUCCUUGUCCAGCUAGAGGGACAUGUGGGCGACGGGGAUGAGAAAGUGCGGCUGUCGGUGUUGCGGGCCCAGGGCUGCCUCCAGGCCUCUGCGGGCCACGAGGAAGGGAGCCGAGAGGAGAGUGUCGUGCUGCGGGCGUGUGCCCACAGGCGGACGGCUGAGGCGGAGGCCCUGCUGCAAGACGGCGGGCGGCCCGGGCCAUCCCUGGGACGCCUGACCCUGCAGGCUGCCAACCAGAGCCUCCGCCUGGCGGCGCAAGGCUGCCAGGAACCCCUGCUGGGCCGCGUGGAGUCCAGAAUCACAGCCAUUGGGGCCCAGGUGCGAGCCCAGCUGGAGAAGAAGGUCCGAGGCUUGGAUGCCUACGUGGAGAGGUUCCGGCGCCUGGUGCGGCCGGCGGGCACCCUGGACAGUGUGGUGGGCCCCAUCCUGCAGCUAUCCCACGCGGGACUGGACGCUGUGCUGGCAAGUGGCCGGGCGGCGGCCUCGCUGUGGAGCCAGAGCCAGGCCAGGCGGGCGCUGACACACCACUUGCCACUCUACCUGGAGAGGCUGCAGGCCGGGCUGGAGCAGCUGCGGAAUGAGCUGGAACGGCCCCUGGCCACGCUGAAGGAUGCCUACCUGGAGGUGACACUGCGGCCCCUGGACGAGCUGUGGCAGGAACGGGCGCAGGAGGCCGUGCAGCUGUUGCGGGCCUGGGACGCGGCCCUGCCCGGCCAGGCGGACCCUGAUGGCUCUCGCCGCCCGCCUCCCCUGCAGGCCGCCCGCCAGAUGCUGUCCUGGGCCGAAGCCACUUUGUCACGGGCCCUGAGGAGGCUCUGCAAGCCGUUGCUGGCUCUGUACAGCUUCUCAGCCAGAAACUGCUCUGUGAUGGUGACACUGCCGCUGCUGCCUGCGGGGGACGAGCCCCUGACCAUGGCCCGGGUGACCGGCCACCUGGUGGAGGAGAAGCUGCUGCGGCCCCUCCGCGAGCUGUACGGGACCCGCGUGCUGGCCGAGUACUACCGGCUGCAGCGUCUCCUGCUGGAGAGCCCCCAUGACUACCAUGCUGUGGUGGCCGGGGACAGGCAUGUGGUAACCUUCGAUGGCCAGGUGUGGAGUCUUGGUGGCCACUGUGGCAGUCUGCUGCUGGCCAAGGACUUCGCCCACAACACGUUCUCGCUGACGCUGAACCGGGCCCCUUCAGGACUCACAUCCCUGUCCGUGGAGCUGAACCACACGACCCUGGUCCUCUACCCAAACCUAAAGACCUACAAGCUGUACGACUCCUCCCUGCCUACGGAGAUCUGUCCGCACCUGGAUCUGCCACCUGCUAAGACAAGGGGGGACAUUCCCAAGAUCGAACUGACCAGUGAGGACGGCAUCUCAGUCACCUAUGAUGUGCGAACUGGCCUCUGCAGCCUGACUCUGGGCCUCUGGCUCCAUGGUGUGUCUGCUGGCCUUCUAGGUACCAAUGACAAUGAGGCAGCCAAUGAGUGGAUGCUGCCAGAUGGCAAAGUGGCCCAGAGCCUGGAGGAGCUCACCCUCGCCUGGCAGGUAGGUGGUGACUGCAGGGCCAUGGAGAAACCUCAGGAGUGCCCAGCCCAGAGCCUCACCUGCUGGGCCUUCUUCCAGGACCCUCAUUCCUGCCUGGGGAACUGCUUCAGAGUGGUGGACCCCACACCCUUCCUUGGCCUGUGCAACCAGGACACCUGUGGCACCCAGGAGCUCCACUCUGCCUGUAACCUGGCAGCCACUUACAUCCACUUGUGUGCCCGGGGCUUCGUGCCCCUGGACCCUCCUCCACAGUGUGUUUGAGUCUCCCCAAGCCAGCACCAGACUGCCAAUGAUUUCAGACUCCUUCCUCCUCUCCCAUCAAUCCCAGCUCCUCAGCAAGACCUGGAUUCUUAUUCUUGGCUGGGACAGAACCGCCAGCAUGAAAUGGCAGGAGGUUCAGAGAUCACAAUUGCUAUAGCAAAUGAGGGCUUAGACUCAAGGAUUUCAAAAUACUUCUAGGGAUAAUAAAGUUCACAACUGGUCUGGAUGAUUCUCUCCCUUCCUCCUCGACACCUGCACUGCUCUUUAGGAGACAGCCUGGCCCGCUGGGCCCACCUCAGAAGAGGGAACUCCAUUCCAGCAACUAUUCUUACCCAAGAUAUUUUUUCUUGCUCAGCUGCUGCAUCUGAGGCCUCCACUGUGUGAGCCUGGGCUGCCAUGGGGUCUUCCCGGUGUGGGACUGGCUUCCCUGGCCUUCUGCAGCAUCUCCCUUAAGGCACGAGACUCCUUGAGGCAGACUCAUGGUCCCAAAUCUCUUCAUCAUAAGCCUGGUGGGAGAGUGUCCUCUUUGGGGCAGAUGCUGACCCUGGAACUGAAUGUUUGGGGGACAUUUGAGAAGGCCUCCUUUUUGAGGGGCUGGUUUCCACAGACACGUGCUAGGGGCACUCAGGCCCCAAGGAUACAGCCUUUCUUUAGGAAGGCAGACCGAUCCUUUGAAAUUUUGUCUGAAAAAUACAUAUAUGGUGGAUUCCCUUAACACGUCCAUUGGAUUGAUGGGACCAACCAUCCACUGGAAAGAUGGGAGAGGCUUGGGUGCCCGUGAAAUCUGCCCACCAGUAGGAGGCUCCCUCAAGCCCUCUGUACACAGAGUCCUAAGGUCCAGAUUCCAGAGCACAGAGCAAAGUGUCAGACAGGAGGGAUGGGGCAACCAGAAGGUCGGAUGCCAGAUUCAGUUGCCCUGGCCUCCCCACACAGAAAUCCCCAGCACACGGCAGAUGCUCAAUAAAGUUUCAAAGAAGGAACUCUAGAGAGUGUGAGAGUUUCUUGAAGAAGGCAUGCCUGGGGCCCAUCUAGCACAUUCCCACACACUGGAGGGAAGGGGGAGGAGGAGGGGUGUUCUGAUUUGUUGAGCA
Canis lupus familiaris (dog) is the source of this 11363-nucleotide messenger RNA. RefSeq lists its product as uncharacterized. The record is from RefSeq and is a predicted model, not a curated record. The transcript has 67 exons. Bases 328 to 10272 code for a protein of 3314 amino acids. Lineage: Eukaryota; Metazoa; Chordata; Mammalia; Carnivora; Canidae. Gene Ontology annotation, molecular function: lipid carrier activity. Gene Ontology annotation, biological process: lipid transport.